Molecule: messenger RNA, 1879 nt
Organism: Agrilus planipennis (emerald ash borer)
Lineage: Eukaryota; Metazoa; Arthropoda; Insecta; Coleoptera; Buprestidae
Product: facilitated trehalose transporter Tret1-like
Exons: 2
Coding region: 424-1806 (460 amino acids)
Biological process (GO): carbohydrate transport; transmembrane transport
Cellular component (GO): membrane
Molecular function (GO): sugar transmembrane transporter activity
Source: RefSeq, a predicted model, not a curated record
UGUUUAUUAAAGUAUUAAGAAUAGCCGGUGUUUGCGAAAGAUUUUUGUGAGCAUUAAAAAUCGGCGUAAUUUACGUUAGUGUGUUAAAGACUAAAUGAAGAGAUAAAACCAUCAGAAAAUUUUGGAAGAUGUAGAAAGUUAGUGGUGGGUGCAUUACAUAUCAACACACAUGCAUGUAUUACAAAAAAAACACGUGUUUUAUGUGUAAAAUAUUAUUACUGGUAUUAUAAGCGUUUUAUUUUCGUCAGUCGGUUCUGUCGUACUGUAAAUUUUUGUCAAGAGGAAGCAUCUCUGAUAAAAAAGUUUAUUUGACUUAAGAUAUCGGUGGGUAGAACAAUUUCUAUGUAAUUUAUAUAAAAUGUUUUUACUGUACACGUGCUAAUUAAUGUGUUACUUUUUUAAAACGUGUAAAAACUAAUAAUAAUGGUUCAGAAAACAAACAGGAGAUACCUCUUUACUGCUGUCUGUGCAGGAAAUUUGGCUGCCAUGUCGGCUGGAAUAGUAUCAACUUGGACUUCCCCUGUGUUUCCAAAACUUAACAACGAAACCCAGCUGGCUAAUAACCCUUUGGGAUAUGUCAUAAAUACUCAGGAAGAGUCUUGGGUUGGAUCGAUGUUAGCUCUCGGAGCAGUAUUUGGUCCUUUGUUAGCAGGUUUUUCUGCUGAAACCAUUGGUCGAAAAUAUGCCCUUCUCUUGGUCUGUGGAAUACCAUUUUUGGUCUCCUUUGUUACUCUUUCCUUUGCCAAAACGAUCUAUGUAUAUUAUUUUGCGAGGUUCGUGGGUGGGAUGGCAAUGGGUGGCGUUUAUACCGUUCUGCCCAUGUUCAAUUGCGAAAUAGCAGAAGAUUCAAUUCGGGGUGGUGUCUCAUCGUCCAUGAACGUUUUUGUAACGAGUGGACAGUUACUUUCAUACCUAGUAGGUCCAUAUUUAUCUAUAAUGUGGUUUAGUUUGGUAUGCUCCAUCAUCCCAUCUCUAUUUAUUAUAUUCUUCUUUUUCGUACCUGAAAGUCCCUAUUUUCUGAUAGGUAAAGAGAGGGUGGAACAUGCUGAGAAAUCUUUACAGAAAUUCCGAAUGGACUCAAGUCCACUAAUAAAAGAAGAGUUGAAUAAUAUUAGACUAAAUGUGGAAGAUGAUAAAAAUAGAGAGGGUUCAUCUCUUGAUAUUAUCAAGUCCAAAGCUCUUCUCAAAGCUCUCUUUAUUGUGUUUUCAUUGAUGUUCGUCCAACAAGCUUGCGGAAUUAAUGCCUUUUUAACUUAUUCCGAAAGCAUCUUCGGUUCGACUGGGAGUAGUAUCUCCCCAGUGCUGUCGUCUAUUAUAAUAGGGAUUGUUCAAUUGCUGGCUAGUAUUGUAACACCCCUUAUUGUGGAUAAAUUUGGAAGGAAGAAGAUGUUUUUUAUAUCUGCCGUUGGGAUGAUGAUCGCAGAAAUCCCUUUGGGAUUUUAUUUUUAUCUCAAAGCUAAUAAAAGCGAAAUUUUGAAUGAUCUUUUUUGGUUACCGGUAGCUUGUUUGAUUAUAUUUUUUAUUUGUUAUAAUCUGGGAUAUGGGCCCCUACCAUGGACGGUAAUGGGUGAAAUAUUUCCAUCCAAUGUUAAAUCUGCGGCAUCCACAGCGUCUGCCGUUGUUUGUUGGGUGUUAGGCUUUUUGGUCGUAAAAUUAUUUUCUACGAUCUCGGAAGGGGUAGGUUUGGCCGGUACAUAUUGGAUUUUAGCAGGAUGCUGUUUUAUAGGAGUGUUGUUUUCAUGGUUCGUUUUAAUUGAAACAAAAGGAAAAACAUUUCAAGAAAUUCAAGAGAGUUUAAAUAAUUAACGUUAAUAAUUUUUUAAGUACAUGUACGUAACUGUGACAAUUUUUUUGUACUAAUAAAUUAGUUAAACAAUUA